GUCAAAACACUCAGGCCAGACAGACGCUCGCAACGUUCCCGGAAGACCUCCCACCCUCGGGCCAUAGAGACGAAAGGACAGAAGUGCCACCCUUGCGCAGCCGAGACCCCGCCCCCGUUCCGCGCCUCCAGCGGAAGCCGGAAGCAAAAGCGGGCCCUGCUAGCCCCGCGGCUCGGUGGUCUCGGAGGCUCCGCAGGAUUGGGGAGAAGAUGGCGGAAGAGGAGUUCUCCAAUACAACUCAUGAAGGUUUCAAUGUCACCCUUCACACCACCCUGGCGGUCACUACGAAACUGGUGCGCCCGAGCCCCGCUAAGCCCAUCCUCCCGGUGCAGACGGGGCAGCAGGCUCAGCAGGAGGAGCAGUCGAGCGGCAUGACCAUUUUCUUCAGCCUCCUGGUGCUCGCUAUCUGCAUCAUAUUGGUGCAUCUACUGAUCCGAUACAGAUUACAUUUCUUGCCAGAGAGCGUUGCUGUUGUCUCUUUAGGUAUUCUCAUGGGAGCAGUUAUAAAAAUUAUAGAGUUUAAAAAAUUGGCAAAUUGGAAGGAGGAAGAAAUGUUUCGUCCAAAUAUGUUUUUCCUCCUUUUGCUUCCACCUAUUAUAUUUGAGUCAGGAUAUUCAUUACACAAGGGUAACUUCUUUCAAAAUAUUGGUUCCAUCACCCUAUUUGCUGUUUUUGGUACGGCAAUUUCCGCUUUUGUAGUAGGUGGAGGAAUUUACUUUCUGGGUCAGGGGUUUUUUUUUUGUGUCUGUGUGUUUGUGUUUUUUAUUUUACAGGCUGAUGUAAUCUCUAAACUCAACAUGACAGACAGUUUUGCAUUUGGCUCCCUAAUAUCUGCUGUUGAUCCAGUGGCUACUAUUGCUAUUUUCAAUGCACUUCAUGUGGACCCAGUGCUCAACAUGCUGGUUUUUGGAGAGAGCAUUCUCAACGAUGCGGUCUCCAUUGUCCUGACCAACACAGCUGAAGGUUUAACAAGAAAAAAUAUGUCAGAUGUCAGUGGGUGGCAAACAUUUUUACAAGCCCUUGGCUACUUCCUCAAAAUGUUCUUUGGCUCAGCAGCACUCGGCACUCUCACUGGCUUAAUCUCUGCAUUAGUGCUAAAGCAUAUUGACUUGAGGAAAACGCCUUCCUUGGAGUUUGGCAUGAUGAUCAUUUUUGCUUAUCUUCCAUAUGGGCUCGCAGAAGGAAUCUCACUCUCAGGCAUUAUGGCCAUCCUGUUCUCAGGCAUCGUGAUGUCUCACUACACACACCAUAACCUGUCCCCAGUCACCCAGAUCCUCAUGCAGCAAACCCUCCGGACUGUGGCCUUCUUGUGCGAAACAUGUGUGUUUGCAUUUCUUGGCCUGUCCAUUUUUAGUUUCCCUCACAAGUUUGAAAUUUCCUUUGUCAUCUGGUGCAUACAUGACCUUGGACACUUGUUCAAGGUAAAGAUUACGAGGCCCUUACCUCCUUUGGAGAUUCAUCUGGAGGAAUCAUCAUCCCAGGUGCUUGUGCUGUUUGGCAGAGCGGUGAACAUUUUCCCUCUCUCCUACCUCCUGAAUUUCUUCCGUGAUCAUAAAAUCACACCAAAGAUGAUGUUCAUCAUGUGGUUCAGCGGCCUGCGGGGGGCCAUCCCCUAUGCCCUGAGCCUGCACCUGGACCUGGAGCCCAUGGAGAAGCGGCAGCUCAUCGGCACCACCACCAUCAGCAUCGUGCUCUUCACCAUUCUGCUGCUGGGCGGCAGCACCAUGCCCCUCAUCCGCUUCGCGGACAUCAAGGACGCCAGGGCGCGCCGCAGGAACAAGAAGGACGUCAACCUCAGCAAGACCGAGAAGAUGGGCAACACCGUCGAGUCGGAGCACCUGUCGGAGCUCACCGAGGAGGAGUACGAAGCCCACUACGUCAGGCGGCAGGACCUCAAAGGCUUCCUGUGGCUGGACGCCAAGUACCUGAACCCCUUCUUCACGCGGCGGCUGACCCAGGAGGACCUCCACCACGGGCGCAUCCAGAUGAAAACCCUCACCAACAAGUGGUACGAAGAGGUGCGCCAAGGCCCCUCCGGCUCCGAGGACGACGAGCAGGAGCUGCUGUGACCGAGCGGGAUGCGUGGCUUCCGGGCAGCCGGGGCCGCAGCACUGCCAUCCAGCCUCCCCGCGGCUCCCAGGACGGCCACCCAGCAAGGGCCCCCGAGGCGUGUGCAUUUGGCACUUCUUUGGGGCGGAUGGAAGCAGGGUGACACACAGGCUACUGUCGUCUUAACCCAGGACCUCCCAGGCCUUUGGAGCCAGCCGGCUGCCCUGAAGCACCCUUUCCCCGCUCCUCACUGGGCUGGACCUCUCCCCUCAGGGUGGCUUCCCAGCCCGCGGAUUGGAGGGACCACCUUUGCAGGUACAUGUUUCCUUCUGCUUCUGUAGCCGGGGAAUAGUCAUCUGUCACGCCAAGGUGCCUGAGAGGAGAAAUCCUGCCAUGGACCCACUGUGCAGGGCGUCCCGGGAGCGUGGUGCGCCGUUGCCGCCAUCCCUGGCCACUGCCUUCAUUACAGGGGCCCUUCCCUGCCGGACGGGUGUCGGUAACAGCAGGACGAGAGGCCAGCCGCCGCUUGCCUGUGCGUCAUCAAGGCGCCUCCGCCCUCAGCAGCGGCGAUUCUCACUUAAGCAGCAGGCUCAGAGGCCUUGGAAACCUCACACUCCCCUUCGUGAUGUCGCUUGCACUCCCUGAGAAAGAGAAACUGAGUGACCUUUUUCUCUACCUCUGAUUGGCACCUCACAGGCUGUCUCCCUGGGCAGCACGCAGCUACUGCCCUUCUCUGGGAAUACUGUGAAUGUUUACACUGGAACCGAGCACGAGGGCACAGGCACCUCUCUAGAGCCCCAUUGGAAGCCGUAUCCCUGGGUUUUUUGGGGGUGAGUGACCCUAUUCUGUGGGGUCAGAGCACCCUCUAGAGGGAAAGUCUUCAGGGUUUAUGCUGGCCAGCAGCUGCUGUCUUUGAAUUCAGUUUAAAUUCAUGCACUUUUACAAAGUGGUGAGAGCCUAGCAGUCCCUUCCCUGACCUCGAUUCCUUACUCAGUGGUCCUUGUUUGUUCAGAGGCCCCUUUUCCUGGGCUCUGCCCACCGUUUACCUGCUGCACCUUCACUGCUCAUCGGCAUCUUUUCUUUUCCCUCCCAGUUCUCUACCAUCUUGGGUCCCAUUUGUCCCUGUGCUCCUCCUCUGCCACCGCUCCCCAGGACUCCAGUGGCCUGCAGCCAGAUGCAUCUGAGUCUUACCUGCAAUCGCUGAGCAGCCACUGCUCCCUCAGGACUCGCUCACAGAGCGCUUGCCCGUGCGCGCGCACACACCACACACACACCCCUGCCCCGGCCACGCGCGCACACACACACACACCACACACACACACACACACACCCCUGCCCCGGCCACGU
This is a messenger RNA of Delphinapterus leucas (beluga whale), 3396 nucleotides long. RefSeq names its product solute carrier family 9 member A8 (gene SLC9A8). Gene Ontology annotation, molecular function: potassium:proton antiporter activity; sodium:proton antiporter activity. Gene Ontology annotation, cellular component: membrane. The record is from RefSeq and is a predicted model, not a curated record. NCBI's taxonomy places the organism in Eukaryota, Metazoa, Chordata, Mammalia, Artiodactyla, Monodontidae. Gene Ontology annotation, biological process: proton transmembrane transport; potassium ion transmembrane transport; sodium ion transport.